Molecule: messenger RNA, 1716 nt
Organism: Anopheles nili
Lineage: Eukaryota; Metazoa; Arthropoda; Insecta; Diptera; Culicidae
Exons: 1
Coding region: 1-1716 (571 amino acids)
Source: RefSeq, a predicted model, not a curated record
AUGGCUCUACAUUUGAAGCUGUUAUUGUUUGCCAUACUUUCCACAUCACAUCCAGCUGCAGGAACUGAGCGGGAAACAGAAGUAGUUCAGUAUGUGAAAAACGUGUCGCUAUUCCUAAGUCAACGUUACUUCGGCACAUUCAUUUGCUGGCUGCUGCAAUUCAACGAAGAACAAGCGACGGCCGAUCUUCGCAAUUCGGUAGCGCAGCAGCUUUCUUCGCGGGAAAAUCUGUCUCUACUGCAGGCCGAUAUUAGCACGCCUCAUCACCCAUCACUUGAGGAACCGAAAAUGAUCGUUAUUUGCUUGAGUCAUUUAGACGCAAACGUAAGUGUCGAAAAUAUACGCACUUGGCUUGAGAUGAUUCCAGCCAGUAGUGUUACGAUUCUACUUUUCCACGCAACUAGCUCCCAUCUGGUGGCAGAAACAGCUAAUGUAUUAGCAUCAUUUUCAAUCGUGUACCUAAUCAUGAUCGCUACCAACGUUGAUUCGAUCUACACGUUCAAUUAUGCCCCAUUGCGAGUUGUCCGUCACUCCGGGUUUCCCUCUCCUGAAGCUUUACUUUACGAUCGGGUGAGUGAACUAAGUAUUAAAAGUAUUCCAGCUGCGUAUGUAGCAGAUCCUUUUAUUUACGCUUUGAAUGAAUCGAUAGAAGGAGAGGAUAUACAGCUGUUUAAGCUAUUCUACGGUCGGCUUGGUAUCAAGCUUAACAUCGAGCUGAUAAAUUGUAACCAAUCUGAAACGACUGUAAUGCAAUGCAUAAGUGAUCAAAACAACUCCAUCAUUUUAAAUCGCCUUGGAUUUGAUUCUUAUCAGCAACAAUGUUUGGUAGACACGAUCGAAAUCCACAAAAACGCCAUAUUUGUUCCCCGAGGACGACUCUUGACGAUCGUGGAAAUCCUCAUGAUUCCGUUCGACACUAGCGUGUGGAUAUUGUUUGCAAUAUUGUUCGUUAUCUUCGCACUGCUGCACCGAUACGCUGCGAGAAUGUUUCAAAACAAUCUUUUCCUACUAGCGCUGUUCGGUUGGGAGAAGCGCACGCUUCACAAAACCGGACGGUGUGAAAAACUUGUUGCUAUUGGCUUGAUUGUGCUGUGCUUUCAGCUCAUGUGCGCAUACGAAACGCUACUGAUCUCGGGGAUGAUAAAUUGGCCUUCCAAACCAGACCCUCAAACUCUUGAAGAUCUACGUAAAGCUAACAUCCCGGUUUUUGUCGAUGCAAGACAUUACGACAUUGAUCGUACGUACUUUAAUUUGGAAGGCAUUAAGCUGAUUUCCACAUACAAAUUCGUAGAAUUGAAAAAAGAAGCUUUCAUAAACAAUUUAUUUGUAUUGCAACUGCUUCAAAAUGAUAUUUUUAACAUUGAUCCCAAUAGCGGGGGAUAUCUGUAUGUCAUCCUGGAGCAAACGAUUUGGCAUGAUGUAUAUUUCUAUUACUUUCGGAAGAAUUCAAUAUUUAGAGAGCCCUUCGCUCGGUUCCGUCGGCAAGCGUUCGAGGCUGGAUUGCAUCAACAUUGGAGACAACAGAUGAUACUCCAGUACGGACGAAGAAGGCAUGUGUCCUAUCAGAAAAUACACCACAACACAAUCGAGCAAAACACCAUUCGUUUGGACAAUUUGAGGGCAUUAUUUAUCAUUUUAGCCCUUCUAUGGUGCGCUUCUGGUAUAGUGUUUCUCUGCGAACUUGCGAUCUGCAGACUUAAGAAACAAUCAAACUAA